Messenger RNA from Loxodonta africana (African savanna elephant), 2099 nucleotides. It is a transcript of the gene MAP3K7, whose product is annotated as mitogen-activated protein kinase kinase kinase 7. The coding region runs from base 184 to 2004 and encodes 606 amino acids. Lineage: Eukaryota; Metazoa; Chordata; Mammalia; Proboscidea; Elephantidae. The transcript has 17 exons. Gene Ontology annotation, molecular function: magnesium ion binding; ATP binding; MAP kinase kinase kinase activity. The record is from RefSeq and is a predicted model, not a curated record. Gene Ontology annotation, biological process: JNK cascade; protein phosphorylation; positive regulation of canonical NF-kappaB signal transduction.
AACGCAGCGGAGCCGGAGCCGGGACACGGCUGUGGCCGCUGUUCCUGCCCCCGCCACGGAUCGCCGGCUGGCCGGGCUGUGCGGCUCCAGACUGAAGGUCGGUCCGGAGGCGGGUGGGCGCGGGUCUGCCCCGGAGUGUCUGGGUGGCAGACUCUCCGGGCCCCUCGGGCGCGGCGAGGGAUCAUGUCUACAGCCUCUGCCGCCUCCUCCUCCUCCUCGUCUUCGGCCGGUGAGAUGAUCGAAGCCCCCUCCCAGGUCCUCAAUUUUGAAGAGAUCGACUACAAGGAGAUCGAGGUGGAAGAGGUUGUUGGAAGAGGAGCCUUUGGAGUAGUCUGCAAAGCUAAAUGGAGAGCAAAAGAUGUUGCUAUUAAACAAAUUGAAAGUGAGUCUGAGAGGAAAGCUUUUAUUGUAGAGCUUCGCCAGUUAUCCCGGGUGAACCAUCCUAAUAUUGUAAAGCUAUAUGGAGCUUGCUUGAAUCCGGUGUGUCUUGUGAUGGAAUAUGCUGAAGGGGGCUCUUUAUAUAAUGUGCUGCAUGGUGCUGAACCAUUGCCAUAUUACACUGCUGCCCAUGCAAUGAGUUGGUGUUUACAGUGUUCCCAAGGAGUGGCUUAUCUUCACAGCAUGCAACCCAAAGCUCUAAUUCACAGGGACCUGAAACCACCAAACUUAUUGCUGGUUGCAGGGGGGACAGUUCUAAAAAUCUGUGAUUUUGGUACAGCCUGUGACAUUCAGACACAUAUGACCAAUAACAAGGGGAGUGCUGCAUGGAUGGCACCUGAAGUUUUUGAAGGUAGCAAUUACAGUGAAAAAUGUGACGUCUUCAGCUGGGGUAUUAUCCUUUGGGAAGUAAUAACACGUCGGAAACCUUUUGAUGAAAUUGGUGGCCCCGCUUUCCGUAUCAUGUGGGCUGUUCACAACGGUACUAGACCACCACUGAUCAAAAAUUUACCUAAGCCCAUUGAGAGCCUGAUGACUCGUUGUUGGUCUAAAGAUCCUUCUCAACGCCCAUCUAUGGAGGAAAUUGUGAAAAUAAUGACUCACUUGAUGCGGUACUUUCCAGGAGCAGAUGAGCCUUUACAGUAUCCUUGUCAGUAUUCAGAUGAAGGACAGAGCAACUCUGCCACCAGUACAGGCUCAUUCAUGGACAUCGCUUCUACAAAUACCAGUAAUAAAAGUGACACUAAUAUGGAGCAAGUUCCUGCCACAAAUGAUACUAUUAAGCGCUUAGAAUCAAAAUUGUUGAAAAAUCAGGCGAAGCAGCAGAGUGAAUCUGGACGUUUAAGCCUGGGAGCUUCCCGUGGGAGCAGUGUGGAGAGCCUACCCCCAACCUCCGAGGGCAAGAGGAUGAGUGCUGACAUGUCUGAAAUAGAAGCAAGGAUAGCUGCAUCCACAGCAUAUUCCAAGCCUAAACGAGGCCACCGUAAAACUGCUUCAUUUGGCAACAUUCUGGAUGUCCCUGAGAUCGUCAUAUCAGGCAACGGACAGCCAAGGCGUAGAUCCAUCCAAGACUUGACUGUUACUGGGACAGAACCUGGUCAGGUGAACAGUAGGUCAUCCAGUCCUAGCGUCAGAAUGAUCACUACCUCAGGACCAACCUCAGAAAAACCAGCUCGAAGUCAUCCAUGGACACCUGACGAUUCCACAGAUACGAAUGGGUCAGAUAACUCCAUACCAAUGGCUUAUCUUACACUGGAUCACCAACUACAGCCUCUAGCACCAUGCCCAAACUCCAAAGAAUCUAUGGCAGUGUUUGAACAGCAUUGUAAAAUGGCACAAGAAUAUAUGAAAGUUCAAACAGAAAUUGCAUUGUUAUUACAGAGAAAGCAGGAACUAGUUGCAGAACUGGACCAGGAUGAAAAGGACCAGCAAAAUACAUCUCGUCUGGUACAGGAACAUAAAAAGCUUUUAGAUGAAAACAAAAGUCUUUCUACUUACUACCAGCAAUGCAAAAAACAACUAGAAGUCAUCAGAAGUCAGCAGCAAAAACGACAAGGCACUUCAUGAUUCUCUGGGACCCUUAAAUUUUAAAAAUAUGCAAAGAAAGACUAUUGGGGUUUUUUUUUGGUUUUUUUUUUUAAGGAAAGAAAAGCCCUUUUAAU